Messenger RNA from Galeopterus variegatus (Sunda flying lemur), 1708 nucleotides. It is a transcript of the gene PCYOX1, whose product is annotated as prenylcysteine oxidase 1. The coding region runs from base 30 to 1547 and encodes 505 amino acids. Gene Ontology annotation, molecular function: prenylcysteine oxidase activity. Gene Ontology annotation, biological process: prenylated protein catabolic process; prenylcysteine catabolic process. The transcript has 6 exons. The record is from RefSeq and is a predicted model, not a curated record. Lineage: Eukaryota; Metazoa; Chordata; Mammalia; Dermoptera; Cynocephalidae.
GGCGGCGGUCUGCGGCUCUCAGGGAGGCAAUGGGGUGCACCGCAGCAGAGCUCAUCUGGUCGCUUCUGGGGCUGUGGCUGCUGAUAUGCAGCUGGGGGUGCCCCGGGAGCGCGGAGCUGCGAGCCCCGCCGGAUAAGAUCGCAAUUGUUGGAGCUGGAAUUGGUGGCACUUCAGCAGCCUAUUAUCUGAGGCAGAAAUUUGGGAAAGAUGUGAAGAUUGACCUGUUUGAAAGAGAAGAGGUGGGGGGCCGUCUGGCCACCAUGAAGGUUCAGGGGCAAGAUUAUGAGGCAGGAGGCUCUGUCAUCCAUCCUUUAAAUCUGCACAUGAAGCGUUUUGUCAAAGACCUAGGUCUCUCUCCUGUUGAGGGCUCUGGUGGCCUAAUGGGGGUGUAUAAUGGAGAAACUCUGGUGUUUGAGGAGAGCAGCUGGUUUAUAAUUAACAUGAUUAAACUAGUUUGGCGCUAUGGAUUUCAGUCCCUCCGAAUGCACAUGUGGGUAGAGGACGUGUUAGACAAGUUCAUGAGGAUCUACCGCUAUCAAUCUCACGACUAUGCCUUCAGUAGUGUAGAAAAACUACUACAUGCUUUAGGAGGGGAUGACUUCCUUGGGAUGCUUAACCGAACACUUCUUGAAACCUUGCAGAAAGCAGGCUUCUCUGAGAAAUUCCUCAAUGAAAUCGUUACUCCUGUCAUGAGGGUCAAUUAUGGCCAAAGCACAGACAUCAAUGCCUUUGUUGGGGCAGUGUCACUGGCUUGUACUGAUUCUGGCCUUUGGGCAGUAGAAGGUGGCAAUAAACUUGUUUGCUCAAGGCUCCUUCAGGCUUCCAAAGGCAAUCUUAUACAUGGCUCGGUAAUGUACAUAGAGGAGAAAACAAGGACCAAGCAGACUGGAAAUCCCACAAAGAUGUAUGAAGUGGUAUAUCAAACUGGAUCUGAGACCCGUUCAGACUUCUAUGACAUCAUCUUGGUGGCCACUCCACUGAAUCGAAAAAUGUCCAACAUAACUUUCGUCAAUUUUGAUCCUCCAGUUGAGGAAUUCCAUCAAUACUACCAACAUAUAGUAACAACAUUAGUUAAGGGGGAAUUGAAUACAACUAUCUUUAGCUCUAGAGCCAUAGAUAAGUUUGGCCUUACUACAGUUUUAACCACUGAUAAUCCAAAUUUGUUCAUUAACAGCAUUGGGAUUGUAUCCUCUGUAGGAGAAAAGAACUAUCCUCCACCAUCAACAGAUGGGACAUAUGUUUGGAAGAUCUUUUCCCAAGAAACUCUUACUAAAGCACAAAUUUUAAAGCUAUUUUUGUCCUAUGAUUAUGCUGUAAAGAAGCCAUGGCUUGCAUAUCCUCACUAUAAGCCCCCAGAGAAAUGCCCGUCCAUCAUACUCCAUGAUCGACUUUAUUACCUCAAUGGCAUAGAGUGUGCAGCAAGUGCCAUGGAAAUGAGUGCCAUUGCAGCCCACAAUGCCGCGCUCCUUGCCUAUCACCGCUGGAACCAGCACACAGACAUGAUUGACCAAGAUGGCUUAUAUGAGAAACUUAAAAUUGAACUAUGAAAUAACACUCUCUCUUUUCCCUUCCUAAUUCUAAAUGAAUAUCACUGGUAAAAACAAAAUCUGAGCAGAGAUGAUUUUGAGUCAGAUAUUCUGCCAUUAUCAUUGUUUAACAAAAGUAAUCCCCGUGGAUAAGAAAAUACAAGAUUCUAAUUAAGUGUGAA